This is a messenger RNA of Symphalangus syndactylus (siamang), 8423 nucleotides long. RefSeq names its product granule associated Rac and RHOG effector 1 (gene GARRE1). Gene Ontology annotation, molecular function: CCR4-NOT complex binding. The record is from RefSeq and is a predicted model, not a curated record. Lineage: Eukaryota; Metazoa; Chordata; Mammalia; Primates; Hylobatidae. Gene Ontology annotation, biological process: Rac protein signal transduction.
UUUUUCUUUUUAAAGCAAAAAGUUUAGUUUAUUGCCGUUUCAUUUGCUUUCUUGCUGACAAGAUAACAAACUCCAUAUGAAGAGUUCAGGUUUGUUGUGGCAACUUUUCAGUCUGGCAUUUGAGAUUCUAAUCUUCCUCUAUUUUUGCACACAAAUACGUAGGUUAGCAUUGGAGACCAAGAUAGAAAAGUUCUCAGAUUCCCUUGGCAAGCUUAGAUUUUUCGAUCUAAAAUUAUCUCCGGAUUUUUGGAAGACCAUGUUUUAAGCAUCCUUUUUUUUUUUUUUUUAAGCAAAUUGCACAUGAUUCUGUGAAAAUUUUAAUAAAUGUUUAUUCUGUUGAAAACCUAUAGCUUAAUACAUCAGGAUCCAUGUGUCAAGUGGGUCUUCCAAGUCUAUAGGAAAUAAUUGUUUCUGAAAGCUAGCAGACUGGGAUAUCACAUGGGUUGGGUGUCCACUCUUUUUUUUUUUUUUUUUUGAGUCGGAGUCUCCCUCUGUCCCCGAGGCUGGAGUGUGGUGGCACAAUCUUGGCUCACUGCAACCUCCACCUCCCAGGUUCAAGCAGUUCUCCUGCCUCAGCCUCCCUAGGAGCUGGGAUCACAGGUGUGAGCCACCACACCUGGCUAAUCACUCUCUCUUUUUUCCUCCUGUAACUUUGUCCUUGGUGAAAAAUGAUGAUCUUCCUAGGUAGGCAAAAAAAUGUUGGUUUAGAUAAGGAAUUGAUUUGUUUUGGAGUUAUUGAAAAGCAGGUUGCCGUUUUCUCUGAAGUGUAAGUUCACAGAGAGCCUGAAUGUUGUGUUUGGAUUAAGGAAAAACAGCAACAGGUUGUGCUUGUGCUUCAAAUGUCUUUAACUCUACUGAAACUGCCCUCUUGAGGGUCCCCUAAUUGAUGCAUGCAGUGGCCAUUGCUUAAUUAUUUUCCUUGACUUUGAUCUCAGGUAUUUGGCACGGUGAGCUAUUCUUUCUUGCUCUCGUGAAUCUCCCGUUGAUUGGCCUUCUUUUUUCUUUUUUUUCUUUCUUUUUUUUUUUUUUUUGAGACAGAGUCUUUCUCUGUUGCCCAGGCUGGAGUGCAGUGGCUCGAUCUCAGCUGACUGCAACCUCUGGCUCCAGGGUUCAAACGAGUCUCCUGCCUCAGCCUCCCGAGUAGCUGGGAUUACAGGUCUGUGCCACCACCCCCAGCUAGUUUUUGUAUUUUUAAUAGAGAUGGGGUUUCACCAUGUUGUCCAGGCUGGUCUUGAACUCCUGACCUCAAAUGAUCCACCCAUCUCGGCCUCCCAAACUGCUGGGAUUACAGGCGUGAGACACCACGCCCGGCCUUGAUUGGCCUUCUUGACUUGGAACUAGUGUGGUCAUUUCUUGAAAUCUGUGACUGCACUUUCCCAUUUGUCUUUACUGCUUCUCUUCAUACAUCUACCUUGGGGCAUUUUCUGAAGCCUAGCUUUGUACCUCUUACCUCCCCUCCAAAACAUGUUCCUUCCCACUUACCCAGUAUAUGAGUCCUGGGUAGAGAACCACCUCAUUUCUUUACCUCUGCCACCACUUAGUGACCCCCGACUCAGAGUUUUCUGCAAGUCAAUUCUUUUUCUCCUGCUCAGUAACUCCUGGACAUGUUCCUGAGGCCAUACUUUCUCCAGGUGAAGAAAAUACCACUUCUGGCCGGGCGCAGUGGCUCACGCCUGCAAUUCCAGCACUUUGGGAGGCCGAGUGUUCUUCUCAUCUCUUGCCUUUGUAACCUACCUAAUUCCUGUGUUGCCAACACAAUCAUAGAAAUACAAAGGAAUUACGGUAAUUGGACAUAAGUGACGAAGUGAAAGGACUUAGAAGCCUUACAAAUACAUCUGUGCAUUCUUGCUUCAGACUUUACAACUGAGGACCAGCCCAGUCUGGAAGCAUCUCUUAUUAAUGUUACAAGGAAACUGCUACCUCAGCAAACAAAAGGAAUGGAGGAGGAGACUUAUAACAAAUGCCAUUUAAAAAAAAAAGAAAAACUUGUUUUCAGGAAACAUUAGAGGAAAUUUGGAGAAUUUUAGCAUUGCAUAGAAGCAGCCUUACAGGUAAACGGAUUUGACGGGCAGGCUCUGUCAAAAUUCUGCAGAAGUUUGAUCUUCCUUCUUAAGGACUUUGUGUGAAGUAAUUCUGUACUGCUUUUAAAUUGCUGUUGAUCAGCUUCUGGGUUUUUGGGUUCUAACUUUUUUGGGUAUAUUGAAGACACGGUGUAUUACAUUAUAUUACAUUUUUAAAAGUUAAGUUAUUUUUCUGCCAUUGUAAAUACAAGUAUCAAAAUAUUCUUGCAAAGAAGUAAACAUUUUUCUCAGCAAGCAUAUCCUUUUAGUAAGAGAGUGGAAUGCUAAACAGUUCUUAUCCAGCAUUUUGGACAUCUUUUAUUUUUUGUCAGAGAUCCUGUCUACACUGAAAAUAUUAAUUAUAUAAACCUGUUGUCUCUCACCUCUACAUUGGAUCACAUGGUCACCUGCCUCAUGGAAAUGCCUUUUUUAAAACUUCAAUUUGCAGAACUCCACUAUUUUUAUACCUAGCUACAGUUUUGAGAAAGAAGAAUCAGAACCCUGACCUGCUUACGGUUGCUGGGACAAUUCCCCCUCCCGCAUGUAUUGCUGCAGUGCCCAGGACAGUAAAAUGGACUACAAGCGGCGCUUCCUGCUUGGCGGGUCCAAGCAGAAGGUGCAGCAGCACCAGCAGUACCCGAUGCCUGAGCUGGGCCGAGCACUGAGUGCUCCCCUGGCAUCCACGGCCACCACUGCCCCCCUGGGCAGUCUGACCGCUGCAGGCAGCUGCCACCAUGCCAUGCCCCACUCUACUCCUAUCGCUGAUAUCCAGCAGGGCAUCUCCAAGUAUCUGGAUGCCCUGAACGUCUUCUGCCGUGCCAGUACUUUCCUCACAGAUCUCUUCAGCACUGUGUUCAGGAACUCUCACUACUCAAAGGCAGCCACGCAGCUCAAAGAUGUGCAGGAGCAUGUCAUGGAAGCAGCCAGUCGGCUGACCUCAGCCAUAAAACCUGAGAUCGCCAAGAUGCUAAUGGAACUUAGUGCUGGGGCUGCAAAUUUUACAGAUCAAAAGGAGUUCAGUCUCCAGGACAUUGAGGUGUUGGGGCGAUGUUUCCUGACUGUGGUGCAAGUCCAUUUCCAGUUUUUGACUCAUGCAUUACAGAAGGUCCAGCCGGUGGCUCACUCUUGCUUUGCUGAGGUCAUUGUGCCAGAAAAAAAGAACAGCGGCAGUGGCGGCGGCUUAUCUGGCAUGGGCCACACACCUGAACUGGAGGAAGCUGUGCGGUCCUGGCGGGGGGCUGCUGAGGCGACAUCUAGGCUAAGAGAAAGAGGCUGUGAUGGUUGCCUGGCAGGAAUUGAAGUUCAACAACUCUUUUGUUCUCAAAGUGCAGCAAUUCCUGAGCACCAGCUAAAAGAACUGAACAUAAAAAUCGACAGUGCUUUGCAAGCAUAUAAGAUAGCUCUGGAAAGCUUAGGACACUGUGAAUAUGCAAUGAAAGCCGGCUUCCACCUGAAUCCAAAGGCGAUUGAAGCAAGUUUGCAGGGCUGCUGCAGCGAGGCGGAAGCCCAGCAGACGGGGCGGAGGCAGACACCCCCGCAGCCCAUGCAGUGUGAGCUCCCCACCGUCCCUGUGCAGAUAGGAUCGCACUUCCUGAAGGGCGUCUCCUUUAAUGAGUCGGCCGCCGACAAUCUGAAACUUAAGACGCAUACAAUGUUACAGCUGAUGAAGGAGGCAGGCUGCUAUAAUGGAAUCACAUCCAGGGAUGAUUUUCCUGUGACUGAAGUGCUGAACCAGGUUUGCCCUUCCAUGUGGCGAGGUGCCUGCAAGACGGCGGUGCAGCUGCUGUUUGGCCAGGCUGGACUGGUGGUGGUUGACACAGCACAGAUUGAGAAUAAAGAAGCCUAUGCCCCCCAGAUCAGUUUAGAAGGCUCUAGAAUCGUGGUUCAAGUCCCAUCCACAUGGUGCCUGAAAGAAGACCCUGCCACCAUGUCCCUGCUGCAGAGAAGCCUUGAUCCUGAGAAGACCCUGGGUUUGGUGGACGUGCUCUACACAGCUGUGCUGGACCUAAACCGCUGGAGGGCUGGAAGGGAGCAAGCUUUACCCUGCAUACAGAUCCAGCUGCAAAGGGAGAUUUGUGAUUUUGGCAACCAGGCUGACCUGCCUUCUGGAAAUGGAAACAAAUCUUCAGGUGGCCUGCAGAAGACAUUCUCCAAACUGACAUCCCGGUUCACCAAGAAAGCUUCAUGUACCAGCUCCAGCAGCAGCACAAAUUAUUCCAUCCAAAAUACCCCUUCCAAAAGCAUCUUCAUAGCUGGAUGUUCCGAAGAGAAGGCCAAAAUGCCUGGCAAUAUUGAUACAAGGUUACAAAGCAUUUUGAACAUUGGUAAUUUCCCCAGGACUACAGACCCUUCACAGUCAGCUCAGAAUUCCAGUAAUACAGUGGCCAAUGGCUUUCUCAUGGAGAGGCGUGAGAACUUCCUGCAUGGAGAUGAUGGCAAGGAUGAGAAGGGUAUGAACUUACCAACUGAUCAGGAAAUGCAAGAGGUGAUAGAUUUUCUCUCGGGCUUUAACAUGGGCCAGUCACAUCAGGGCUCUCCGUUGGUGACAAGGCGUAAUUCUGCUGCCACAGCCAUGGUGACUGAGCAGAAGGCAGGCGCCAUGCAGCCACAGCAGCCGUCACUGCCCGUGCCUCCUCCACCACGGGCACCCCAGGCUGGGGCACACACACCUCUGACACCCCAGCCGGGACUGGCACCUCAGCAGCAGUCCCCAAAGCAGCAACAACCUCAAGUCCAAUACUACCAACACCUACUCCAGCCCAUUGGACCGCAGCAGCCCCCGCCCCAGCCUCGGGCACCUGGGAAAUGGGUACAUGGCUCAUCCCAGCAGCCAGCGCAGACUGUUGGAGCAGGUCUAUCUCCUCUUGGUCAGUGGCCUGGCAUAUCUGAUCUCAGUUCUGACUUGUACAGCUUGGGUCUGGUGAGCAGCUAUAUGGAUAACGUGAUGUCAGAGGUUCUGGGACAGAAGCCACAGGGACCUAGAAAUAACACCUGGCCAAACCGUGACCAAAGUGAUGGAGUCUUCGGAAUGCUGGGAGAGAUUCUGCCUUUCGAUCCUGCAGUGGGCUCAGACCCAGAGUUUGCACGCUAUGUGGCAGGAGUGAGCCAGGCGAUGCAGCAGAAGCGGCAGGCCCAGCACAGUCGCCGGCCAGGCAACCCCCGGGGCAACUGGCCGCCUAUGGAUGAUGCCCAUCGGACCUGGCCCUUCCCUGAGUUCUUCACAGAAGGGGAUGGCCUGCACGGUGGCUGGUCAGGUGCUCAGGGAGACUCCGCCAGCUCGAGUGAUGAGACAUCCUCAGCCAACGGGGACAGCUUGUUCUCCAUGUUUUCAGGGCCUGACCUCGUUGCUGCUGUCAAGCAGAGAAGGAAACACAGCAGUGGAGAGCAGGACACCACCACGCUGCCCUCACCGCCUCUCCUCACCACAGUGGAGGACACGAACCAGGAUAACAAAACCAAAACGUGGCCACCCAAAGCACCCUGGCAGCACCCUUCCCCACUUCCCAGCACGCUGCCCAGCCCCAGCGCACCACUCUAUGCAGUCACCAGCCCUGGCAGCCAGUGGAACGACACCAUGCAGAUGCUGCAGUCCCCAGUGUGGGCUGCAACCAACGACUGCAGUGCCACUGCCUUCUCCUACGUGCAGACCCCACCACAGCCCCCACCCCCACCAGCACACAAGGCAGCACCCAAGGGCUUCAAGGCCUUCCCUGGGAAGGGUGAGCGCAGGCCAGCCUAUCUGCCCCAGUACUGACCCCAGGCCAGCCAGCCUGCCUGCUUGCCCGCCCAGAGCUGUGGGGAUGAGUGUCCCCACCCCAGGGCUGCCUAGCUGACACCAGCCCAUCAGAGGACCAGUGCGCCCCAUCCCAGGGAGGGUUCCUUGGGGACAAGGGUGGUUGGCAGCUCUGAGCCUUUAAACCUGGCUUCUGAAACGAUGGCGGCAUCAGAGCCCUGGAGAGCCAGCUGGAGACACAGGCGUCCGGCCUUUGGGGGCUUGCUAGGGAACCUGCAUGCCUAAUAAGCCCCGCAGGUGACUCCGAUGCAGGCGCCACGGCCACACUUGAAGAAACACAGCUCUUGGGUUUUUAGUCCUGCUGUGUGUUGGAAAGACAUCAGGCCUGAAAGCUGAGGGCGUAACUGACCAUUUUUCGGAAACUCUCUCCUCCCUCCUCCACACCUUGAGUGAUGACCACACCAAUCACUGUAUUUUAUAGCUAUUUUUUUCCUGUAGGUUUUUAGUUAAAAGAUCUCCUGCCUAAAAUGCAUUGAAUAUUUUAAGAUAACAGAUAUACUGGCUGGAGGUUUAACACUAUCUUUAUUUAAGCUUAUACAAAAUGGGCAAAAUAUAGAAUAUUUGUGAUUGGAAGCAGUCACCUGGAGUUUCUGUGGGUGGACAAUUCCUCGCCACCCAGCAGCACCCAGGGACUGCGGCCUUUCCCAGCUUUACGGAAGCAGGAUGGUGGAACUUGUGUCGGAGGUAAACUGCUGAAGGUGCGUGGCGGUGGACCAGCCGGCUGCUGUCCAUGUGCAGAGCAAGGCUGCACCUGCUGCCCUUCGAUCCUUCCACACAUGGCCAGGACACUGCCACAAUCCUCGGGGUGUGGUCAAGGGGCACUCAGAGACACCUGCACUAGAAAUUGCGUUGACGUUGUGAGCUGGCUCAGAAGACAAACCAAUUAAGAUGUAGAUAGAAAUUAAGGUCUUUUCUUUAAAAAAAAAAAUCCACCUCAUUUUCAGUUAACAUGUGCCAUUAAAUAGGUAACAUCCUGUGGAUUUAGGGGUAUUUUCCAGCCAGAAUGGAUCCAGAAGAAUUGAAUGGUGCUUAAAUUGAGAAAUAAUAAUAAAUAUAUCUAUAUAGAAUAGACAUAUCCCACUGUAUAUUAAUUGAGGUUACAGAAAGUUCUUUAUAUAAAACUUAUUUAAAUUUUUCAUAUUUCAUCUUUGAAAAAGUCUAAUUGAGAAAAAUCCAUAAUAUUUUCUGGUAUGAAAGUUUGACAGUAUUAAUAUUUUUUUUAUAUUUUCUUAAAUCAUUAAACCAUUUUAAUAUAUGUUAACUACUAAUAAAUGGUUUAUUCUUUCUAACUCCAUAUAAGCUUUUCCAGCAAAGAUUGUAAUAACACAUUUAUGUUCUCGUUUUUCUACAGAUAUAAGUAAAUUUAUAUAUAAAAAUACCAAAAAAGAGGCCGGGCGCGGUGGCUCACGCCUGUAAUCCCAGCACGUUGGGAGACCAAGGUGGGCGAAUCACAAGGUCAGGAGUUCGAGACUAGUCUGGCCAAUAUGGUGAAACCCCAUCUCUACUAAAAAUACAAAAAUUAGCCAGGCGUGGUAGCGUGCGCCUGUAGUCCCAGCUACUCGGGAGGCUGAGGCAGAAGAAUCGCUUGAACCCGGGAGGCAGAGGUUGCAGUGAGCUGAGAUUGUGCCACUGCACUCCAGCCUGGGUGACAGAGCGAGAUUCCGUCUCAAAAAGAAAAAAAAAAAAAGAAUAAAAAAAAUAUAUAUAUAUGUAUGUAAACACACACACACACUAAUUCGAGAGGACCCGUAGGGUGUCUGAGCCCAGCCACCUGAGUUUUUAGUACUGUGUUGUCAGGCUCUUCCCAGGCCUCAGGUGUUGUGUUGUCUUUUGUGCUGUGUGGGGAUGCAUUGCUGCCUGUAUUUAUGAUCUUUUGCCGUGGUUCUGAGCAUUCACCUCACCAUGUUUACAAAGAACUGUUUUGUAUAUAGACAUUUUCAGGCACGUGCUUUGCACCAACCCUGCGUGGCUCUUGUCUGUGUUAGCUGUCACAGUGUUCACACUAAUCUCUGUUAAAGUUGUCUAUGGCUGUUCUACUUGUAAGAUAGUUUUCUAUUUCCUUCAGUAAUGUGUCCACAGUACCCUGUAUUUCGAGUUCUAUUAUACUGAAGUACUCUUGUUUUAAUAGUGCCUCUGCAAAGGCCUCACCUUGGACAGAGGUCAAUCCUUGAUGCCCCAGCACAGGUGACGUCGCUAAUUGUCACUUUCCAGUUUGUUUUUCUCUAUUAAGGAAGACAUUUUCUAAUUGCAUCUCCAUGGGCUGUGAGACUGUGUGAAGCCGUUUGUGUGGUCUCCAUGUAGGUGCUGUGUUCCCGGCACCGCCUUGCUCUGAACACUGGUAAUUCCAGGUGCUGCGCUUGGCAGAGGGGUCUCGCCAAAGCGCAUGUGUGUGCGUGUGUGAACGUGUGUGUCCUUUGCAUGGUUGGGCGUGGCUGUCUUGCUAGGGCAUCAGCAGGACAUUGUGUGUAUAGUUACAAUGCUUCCAAACUGGAACUCUACAUUUUGUAUCUUUUAAAGCUCCUAUAAGUAAAAUAACUAUUGGCUUUAUUAAAAAUAUACAUUUAAUAAUA